AUGAUUGCCUGGGAAGUGGUCCACACAGUAUUCCUCCUGGUGGCUCUUCUUCGUUCUUCCCUAGCUGGAGAUGGGACCCCCCAGUCGGAGAGCAGGGCUGAGGAGAUUCCGGAGGGGGCAUCCACGUUGGCUUUUGUGUUUGAUGUGACUGGCUCCAUGUAUGAUGAUUUAGUUCAGGUUAUUGAAGGGGCUUCCAAAAUUUUGGAGACGUCUUUGAAAAGACCCAAGAGACCUCUUUACAACUUUGCUUUGGUGCCCUUCCAUGAUCCAGAAAUUGGUCCAGUGACAAUUACCACAGAUCCCAAAAAAUUUCAGUAUGAACUAAGAGAACUCUACGUUCAGGGUGGAGGUGAUUGUCCAGAAAUGAGUAUUGGAGCUAUAAAAAUUGCCCUGGAAAUUUCUCUUCCUGGAUCUUUCAUCUAUGUUUUCACUGAUGCACGGUCCAAGGAUUACCGGCUCACCCACGAGGUGCUGCAGCUUAUUCAACAGAAACAAUCCCAGGUGGUAUUCGUGCUCACUGGAGACUGUGAUGACAGGAGUCAUAUUGGAUACAAAGUCUAUGAAGAAAUUGCCUCUACAAGUUCUGGUCAAGUGUUCCAUCUGGACAAAAAACAAGUGAAUGAGGUGUUGAAGUGGGUGGAAGAAGCAGUGCAGGCCUCCAAGGUUCACCUCUUAUCCACUGAUCACGUGCAACAGGCUGUCAACACUUGGAAAAUUCCUUUUGAUCCCAGCCUCAAAGAAGUGACCGUGUCCCUGAGCGGCCCUUCCCCUGUGAUUGAGAUCCGAAAUCCUUAUGGGAAGCUGAUAAAAAAGGGAUUUGGCUUGAAUGAGCUGUUAAAUAUCCAUAACUCUGCCAAAGUGGUGAAUGUCAAGGAGCCAGAAGCGGGAAUGUGGACAGUGAAGACCUCCAGCAGUGGAAGACACUCAGUUCGCAUUACUGGUCUUAGUACUAUCGAUUUUCGAGCUGGCUUUUCCCGAAAACCCACACUGGACUUCAGAAAAACAAUCAGCAGACCGGUACAAGGGAUACCUACCUAUGUGCUACUGAACACUUCUGGAAUCUCCAGUCCAGCUAGAGUAGAUCGUCUUGAACUUCUGAGUAUCUCAGGGGGGUCUCUUAAAUCGAUUACUGUUAAACAUUACCCAGAUCGAAAACCUUAUGGCAUCUGGAAUAUUUCUGACUUUGUUCCACCAGAUGAAGCUUUCUUUCUCAAAGUGACAGGCUAUGACAAAGAUGGCUAUCUCUUCCAGAGAGUGUCAAGUGUUUCCUUUUCCAGCAUUGUUCCAGACGCUCCCAAAGUUACAAUGCCCACAAGAACCCCCGGAUACUACCUGCAGCCAGGCCAAAUCCUCUGUUCGGUUGAGAGUCUUUUGCCCUUUACUUUGAGCUUCAUGAGAAACGGAAUUGCACUGGGAAUGGACCAGUAUCUAAAAGAAUCUGCGAGUGUGAACUGGGAUUUCCAAAAGGUCGAGUUGUCUGACGAAGGCAUCUACGAAUGCAUUGCUGUGAGCAGUGCAGGGACUGGGCGGGCACAGACGUUUUUUGAUGUAUCAGAGCCUCCUCCAAUCAUCCAAGUACCUAAUAAUGUUACAGUCAUGCCUGGAGAAAGAGCAGUUUUGGUGUGUCUUGUCUUCAGUGCUGUGGAAUACAAUCUAACAUGGCAGAGGAGUGGCAGAGAUGUCCGACUAGCAGACUCAGCAAGAAUUAGGACCUUGGCCAACCUCUCCCUGGAGCUGGGGAGUGUGAAAAUUGGUGAUGCUGGCGAGUACCGUUGUUUGGCUUCCAACGAAGGUGGAUCAGCAGCAGCUUCAGUUUUCCUCAUAGUGCAAGAAAAACCCAAAGUCGCUGUGAUGCCCAAGAACCAGUCUUUCACAGGAGGAUCUGAGGUCUCUAUCAUGUGUUCUGCAACAGGUUAUCCCAAACCAAAGAUUGUCUGGACAAUUAAUGAGAUGUUUAUCAUGGGUUCACACAGAUAUAGGAUGACCUCAGAAGGCACUUUAUUCAUCAAGAAUGCAGUUCCUAAAGAUGCAGGGACCUAUGGUUGCCUGGCAAGCAAUGAGGCUGGAACUGAUAAGCAGACUUCUACUCUCAGAUACAUCGAAGCCCCAAAGCUGGUGGUAGUUCAGAGUGAGCUCUUGGUGGCCCUUGGGGAUACAACAGUCAUGGAAUGUAGAACCUCUGGGGUUCCUCCACCUCAAGUAAAGUGGUUCAAAGGAGAUCUUGAAUUGAGACCUUCAACAUUCCUCAAUAUUGACCCUCUCAUGGGACUUUUGAAGAUUCAAGAAACACAAGAUCUGGAUGCUGGUGAUUAUACCUGUGUAGCCAUCAAUGAUGCUGGAAGAGCAACAGGCAGACUAACUCUGGAUGUAGGCUCACCUCCAGUUUUCAUUCAAGAACCUUCUGAUGUGUCCAUGGAAAUUGGCUCCAAUGUGACAUUACCUUGUUAUGUCCAGGGUUACCCAGAACCAAAGAUCAAAUGGCGAAGACUGGACAACAUGCCAAUUUUCUCAAGACCCUUUUCAGUUAGUUCCAUCAGCCAACUGAGAACAGGCGCUCUCUUUAUUUCAAAUUUAUGGGCAAGUGACAAAGGAACGUAUAUCUGUGAAGCUGAAAACCAGUUUGGAAAAAUACAGUCACAGACGACAGUAACAGUGACAGGACUUGUUGCCCCACUUAUUGGAAUCAGUCCUUCUGUGGCCAGUGUCAUUGAGGGACAGCAGCUAACUCUGCCUUGUACUCUGUUGGCUGGAAAUCCCAUCCCAGAACGGCGGUGGAUAAAGAACUCAGCCAUGUUGGUACAAAAUCCUUACAUAACUGUGCGCAGCGACGGGAGUCUCCAUAUUGAAAGAGUUCGGCUUCAGGAUGGAGGCGAAUAUACUUGUGUGGCCAGUAAUGUUGCUGGAACCAAUAACAAAACAACCUCUGUGGCCGUGCAUGUUCUGCCAACCAUUCAGCAUGGCCAACAGAUACUCAGCACAAUUGAAGGCAUUCCGGUAACUUUACCAUGCAAAGCAAGUGGGAUUCCCAAGCCAUCUAUCACCUGGUCAAAGAAAGGAGAGCUGAUUUCAACUGGCAGUGCCAAGUUUUCUGCAGGGGCUGAUGGGAGUCUGUACGUGGUGUCACCAGGAAGUGAGGAGAGUGGGGAGUACAUCUGUACAGCCACCAAUGCAGCUGGCUAUGCCAAGAGGAAAGUGCAGCUGACUGUCUAUGUAAGACCCAGAGUGUUUGGGGACCAAAGAGGACUGUCCCAAGAUAAGCCUGUGGAGAUCUCUGUCCUAGCUGGGGAAGAAGUGACCCUUCCCUGUGAAGCGAAGAGCUUACCCCCACCCAUUAUUACCUGGGCCAAAGAUAGCCAACUCAUCUCUCCAUUUUCUCCAAGACACACGUUCCUCCCUUCUGGCUCAAUGAAGAUCACAGAGACUCGAAUUUCAGACAGUGGCAUGUAUCUUUGUGUUGCCACAAAUAUUGCUGGGAAUGUGACUCAGUCUGUUAAAUUAAGUGUUCAUGUUCCUCCAAAAAUACAGCAUGGGGCUAGACACAUAAAAGUCCAAGUCGGCCAGAGAGUAGACAUCCCAUGCAAUGCCCAUGGGUCGCCACCUCCCUCGAUCACCUGGUUUAAAAGUGGAAGGCCCGUGCUAAUUGAUGGAGCACAACAACCUAGUAAUCCAGAUGGAACUCUGAGCAUCGAGCAGGCUGUGGUAUCAGAUGCAGGUGUAUAUACAUGCGUUGCCACAAACAUAGCCGGCCGUGAUGAAGCAGAGCUGACGCUACAUGUCCAAGAACCACCUACAGUGGAAGACCUGCAACCUCCUUUUAACACUCCAUUCCAAGAAAGACUGGCCAAUCAGCGCAUUGCAUUUCCAUGCCCUGCAAAAGGUACUCCUAAACCAACCAUCAAGUGGUUACACAAUGGCAGAGAGGUGACAGGGCAAGAGCCUGGUGUUUCUAUCUUGGAAGAUGGUGCACUGUUAGUCAUUGCUUCUCUUACACCACACAACAAUGGCGAGUACAUCUGUGUGGCCAUCAACGAAGCUGGGACCACAGAAAGGAAAUACAACCUCAAAGUUCAUGUUCCACCGGUAAUUAAAGAUAAGGAACAUGUGACAAAUGUGUCUGUGUUGGUAAACCACCUGGCCAGUCUCUACUGUGAGGCAGAAGGAACUCCAUCACCUGUCAUUAUGUGGUAUAAAGAUGAUACCCAGGUGACAGAAAGCAGUACUGUUCAGAUCGUGAACAAUGGGAAGAUAUUGAAACUCUUUAAAGUAUCUGCAGAGGACGCAGGGAGAUAUUCCUGCAAAGCAGUUAAUAUUGCAGGAACCUCUCAGAAGUACUUUAGUGUUGACGUAUUAGUUCCACCCAGCAUAAUAGGUGCCAGCUUCCCAAAUGAAGUCUCAGUUGUUCUGAACCAUAACAUCACCCUGCAGUGCCAUGUCCGAGGCACUCCCUUCCCUGCUAUUCACUGGUUCAAGGAUGGCAAGCCUUUAUUUUUGGGAGAUCCCAACAUUGAACUUUCAGACAGAGGACAGAAUUUACAUCUGAGGACUGCGAGGAGAAGUGACAAGGGGCGCUACCAAUGUACAGUGUCUAAUGCAGCAGGCAAGCAAGCCAAGGAUAUAAAACUGACUGUCUAUGUUCCACCUAGUAUUAAAGGAGGGAAUGUUACCACAGAAAUAUCAGCGUUGCUCAACAGCAUACUUAAACUGGAAUGUGAGACCCGGGGGCUUCCAGUGCCAACCAUUACCUGGUAUAAAGAUGGCCAGGUAGUCAUAUCCAGCUCACAAGCACUUUAUAUUGAUAAAGGACAAUUUCUUCACAUUCCAAGAGCACAGGUCUCUGAUUCAGCAACAUAUACAUGCCAUGUAUCCAACAUUGCUGGAACGGCUGAAAAAUCAUUCCGUGUUGACAUCUAUGUUCCUCCAAUAAUUGAAGGUGACUUGGCCACUCCUUCAAAUAAGCAAGUUGUUAUCGGUCAGUCAUUGAUACUGGAAUGUAAAGCUGCUGGCAACCCUCCUCCAGUUCUCACUUGGUUAAAAGAUGGUGUGCCUGUGAAAGCCAGUGACAACAUCCGCAUAGAAGCUGGCGGGAAGACACUUGAAAUCUUGAGUGCCCUAGAAGUUGACCGGGGACAAUACAUAUGUGUGGCUACCAGUGUGGCAGGAGAAAGGGAGAUCAAAUAUGAAGUUGAUGUCUUAGUGCCGCCAGCUGUGGAAGGAGGAGAUGAAACAUCUUACUUCAUUGUGAUGGCAAAUAACUUACUGGAGCUAGAUUGCCAGGUGACAGGCUCUCCCCCACCAACUAUCAUGUGGCUAAAAGGUGGUCAGUUAAUUGAUGAAAGAGAUGGAUUCAAGAUCUUGCUGAAUGGACGCAAACUGGUUGUUGCUCAGGCUCAAGUGUCAGACACAGGUCUUUACCAGUGUGUGGCAACGAACAUUGCAGGAGACAACAAGAAGGAGUUUGAAGUGACAGUUCAUGUUCCUCCAACAAUCAAGUCCUCAGACCUUCCAGAGAAGACUGUGGUGAGAAACAAGCCAGUCACCUUGCAAUGCAUAGCCAAUGGCAUUCCAAACCCGUCCAUUACAUGGCUGAAGGAUGAACAGCCAGUGAACACUGCCCAAGGAAACCUCAGAAUACAGUCUUCUGGUAGAGUUCUACAGAUUGCCAAGACUCUUUUGGAAGAUGCUGGCAGAUACACAUGUGUGGCUACCAAUGCAGCUGGAGAAGCCCAACAGCACACUCAACUGCAUGUGCACGAACCUCCCAGCCUGGAAGAUUCAGGGAAGAUGCUGAAUGAGACCGUGGUGGUGAAUAACCCCAUUCAACUGGAGUGUAGAGCAACAGGCAAUCCUCUUCCUGUCAUUACAUGGUACAAAGACAACCACCCACUCUCAGGUUCCACAAGUGUAGUCUUCCUGAACAGAGGGCAGAUCCUUGAUAUUGAAAGAACACAGAUCUCAGACGCUGGCAUCUAUAAGUGUGUAGCCAUAAACUCUGCCGGAGCUACAGAAUUGUUUUACAGUCUACAAGUUCAUGUGCCUCCUUCGAUCUCAGGUAGCAGUUCCAUGGUGGAGGUGGUGGUGAAUAAUCUAGCAAGGUUAGAAUGUGAAGCUAGGGGCAUCCCUGCCCCCAGUCUGACUUGGUUGAAAGAUGGGAGCCCCGUCUCUAGCUUUGCUAAUGGAAUACAGGUUCUCUCUGGGGGUCGCAUCCUAGCGCUAACCAGUGCACAAAUGAGUGACAUGGGAAGAUACACCUGUGUGGCAGUGAACGCUGCUGGGGAGAAACAAAGGGACAUCGACCUCAGAGUAUAUGUUCCACCAAAUAUUAUGGGAGAAGAGCAGAAUGUCUCUGUCCUCAUCAGCCAAGCUGUGGAGUUAAUUUGUCGAAGUGAUGCUGUUCCCCCACCUACUCUGAUGUGGUUAAAAGAUGGCCGCCCUUUGCUGAAGAAACCAGGCCUCAGUAUCUCUGGAAAUGGAAGUGUACUAAAGAUUGAAGAUGCUCAGGUUCAAGACACUGGUCGUUACACCUGUGAAGCAACCAAUGUCGCUGGAAAAACUGAGAAAAACUACAAUGUUAACAUCUGGGUACCACCCAACAUUUAUGGAUCUGAUGAGCUUGUGCAACUUACUGCCAUUGAGGGGAAUCUCAUCACUCUGCUGUGUGAAUCAAGUGGAAUUCCACCCCCAAAUCUUACUUGGAAGAAGAAAGACUCUCUGGUGUUGGCUGACUCUGCGGGACGAGUUCGAAUUUUAUCUGGAGGCAGACGGUUACAAAUUUCAGUCGCCGAGAAAGCUGAUGCAGGACUCUACACAUGUAUGGCAUCCAAUGUGGCUGGAAUUGCAAAGAAAGAUUAUAAUCUUCAAGUGUACAUUCGACCAUCAAUAGCCAACAGCGGCAGUCACAGCCCUGAAAGUAUUGUCAUCCGUGGGAAGAGUAUUUCCUUGGAAUGCGAGGCGCAGGGUAUUCCUCAGCCAACAGUGACCUGGAUGAAAGAUGGCCGCCCCUUGACCAAGGGAAAGGGAGUGGAAAUACUGGAUGAGGGUCGCAUCCUUCAGCUGAAGAACGUUCAUGUAUCUGACACAGGCCGUUAUGUGUGUGUUGCUGUGAAUGUAGCAGGAAUGACUGACAAAAGAUUCGACUUAAGUGUUCAUGCCCCUCCAAGCAUCAUAGGGAACCAAGGAGUACCUGAGAACAUCAGUGUGGUGGAAAAGAGUUCCGUAUCCCUGACUUGUGAAGCCUCUGGCAUCCCCCUGCCUUCCAUAACCUGGCUUAAAGAUGGCUGGCCUAUCAGCCUCGGAAGUUCCGUGAAAAUUCUCUCAGGAGGCAGGAUGCUGCGGUUGAUGCAGACCAGACCAGAAGAUGCUGGCCAGUAUACUUGUAUUGUAAGGAAUGCAGCUGGUGAAGAGAGGAAAAUGUUUGGACUUUCAGUAUUAGUUCCUCCUCAUAUUGUGGGUGAAAAUACGUUGGAAGAUGUGAAGAUUAAAGAGAAACAGAGUGUUACAUUGACUUGUGAAGCAACAGGGAACCCUGUGCCAAAGAUUACAUGGCACAAAGAUGGACAACUGCUCCAAGAAGAUGAAGUCCACCACAUGAUGUCUGAUGGCCGUUUUCUUCAGAUCACCAAUGCUCAAGUGUCACAAACAGGACGAUACACAUGCUUGGCCUCUAAUACAGCUGGUGACAAAAGCAAAAGUUUCAGUCUCAAUGUGUUUGUAUCUCCAACAAUCGCUGGUGUAGACAGUGAAGGCAGCCCUGAAGAUGUCAUUGUCAUCCUUAACAGCCCCACUUCUCUGGUCUGUGAGGCAUAUUCCUAUCCUCCAGCUACCAUCACCUGGUUCAAGGAUGGAGCGCCUUUAGAAUCCAAUCGAAAUAUCCGAAUUCUUCCAGGAGGCCGCACCCUGCAGAUACUGAAUGCACAAGAAGACAAUGCUGGAAGAUAUUCAUGUGUGGCCACUAAUGAAGCUGGGGAGAUGAUAAAACACUAUGAAGUGAAAGUUUACAUUCCACCCAUCAUCAAGAAAGGGGACCUUUUGGGCCCUGGCCUUUCCCCUAAAGAAGUGAAGAUCAGGGUGAAUAACAGCUUGACUUUGGAGUGUGAAGCUUAUGCCAUUCCUUCUGCCUCUCUCCGCUGGUACAAGGAUGGACAGCCCCUUAAAUCAGAUGAUCAUGUUAACAUCGCUGCAAAUGGACACACUCUUCAAAUAAAGGAAGCUCAAAUAUCGGACACUGGCCGAUACACUUGUGUUGCAUCUAACCUUGCCGGUGAAGAUGAGUUGGAUUUUGAUGUGAAUAUCCAAGUUCCUCCAAGUUUUCAGAAACUCUGGGAAAUAGGAAACAUGCUAGACACCGGCAGGAGCGGUGAAGCCAAAGAUGUAAUCAUUAACAAUCCCAUUUCUCUGCACUGUGAGACAAAUGCUGCUCCUCCCCCAACUCUGACGUGGUACAAAGAUGGCCGUCCUCUGACUUCAAGUGACAGAGUAUUGAUUUUGCCAGGAGGGCGAGUGUUGCAGAUUCCCCGGGCUAAAGUUGAAGAUGCUGGGAGGUACACAUGUGUGGCUGUGAAUGAAGCUGGAGAAGAUUCCCUUCAGUAUGACGUCCGCGUACUCUUGCCACCAGUUAUCAAGGGAGCAAAUGGUGAUCUCCCAGAAGAGGUCACUGUGCUGGUGAACAAGAGUGCCCGGGUGGAAUGUUCAUCCAGCGGUAGCCCAGCACCGAAGAAUUCCUGGCAGAAAGAUGGACAGCCCUUGUUGGAAGAUGAACAUCACAAGUUUCUAUCUGAUGGCAGGAUUCUUCAGAUUCUGAAUGCUCAAAUAACAGAUAUUGGGAGGUAUGUGUGUGUUGCUGAGAACAUAGCUGGGAGUGCCAAAAAAUACUUCAACCUCAACAUUCACGUUCCUCCAAGUGUCAUUGGUCCUACUCAUGAACACCUCUCUGUGGUGGUGAACCACUUCAUCUCUUUGACCUGUGAGGUUUCUGGUUUCCCCCCUCCUGACCUCAGCUGGCUCAAGAAUGAACAGCCCAUCAAGCCCAACACAAAUGUUCUCAUUGUGCCGGGUGGUCGAACUCUCCAGAUUAUUCGGACCAAGGUAUCUGAUGGUGGUGAAUACACCUGCAUCGCUAUCAACCAAGCUGGAGAAGGCAAGAAGAAAAUCUCUCUAACAGUUCAUGUGCCCCCAAGCAUUAAAGAUCAUGGCAGCGAAUCUCUUUCUGUAGUUAAUGUCAGAGAGGGGACCUCAGUGUCAUUGGAAUGCGAGUCAAACGCUGUCCCUCCUCCAGUCAUCACCUGGUCUAAGAAUGGGCGGACGAUAACAGAUUCUACUCAUGUGGAGAUUUUGACUGGUGGACAAAUGCUGCACAUCAAGCGAGCUGAGGUGUCUGACACAGGCCAGUAUGUAUGUAGAGCUAUAAAUGUAGCAGGACGAGAUGAUAAAAAUUUCCACCUCAAUGUAUAUGUGCCUCCCACUAUUGAAGGGCCUGAAAGAGAAGUCAUUGUGGAGACAGUCAGCAAUCCAGUGACACUGACCUGUGAUGCCACUGGGAUCCCCCCUCCCACCAUAACAUGGUUAAAGAACCACAAGCCUAUAGAAAAUUCUGACUCCCUUGAGGUUCACAUUUUGUCUGGGGGAACCAAACUGCAAAUUGCCAGACCUCAGCGUUCCGACAGUGGAAACUACACCUGUGUGGCAUCCAAUAUGGAGGGAAAGGCUCAGAAAAACUAUAUCCUUUUCCUUCAGGUCCCCCCAACCAUUGCUAGUGCUGAAGUUCCGAGUGAAGUCAGUGUCAUUCUUGGGGAAAAUGUUGAGCUGGUCUGCAAUGCAGAUGGCAUUCCCACCCCACAUCUUCAGUGGCUUAGAGAUGGGAAACCCAUACUGAAUGGUGAAACAGAAAGAGUCAGGUAUGUUUAA
Messenger RNA from Cricetulus griseus (Chinese hamster), 9900 nucleotides. The record is from RefSeq and is a predicted model, not a curated record. Lineage: Eukaryota; Metazoa; Chordata; Mammalia; Rodentia; Cricetidae.